This is a messenger RNA of Podarcis raffonei (Aeolian wall lizard), 4285 nucleotides long. RefSeq names its product AE binding protein 1 (gene AEBP1). NCBI's taxonomy places the organism in Eukaryota, Metazoa, Chordata, Lepidosauria, Squamata, Lacertidae. The record is from RefSeq and is a predicted model, not a curated record. The transcript has 22 exons. Gene Ontology annotation, molecular function: DNA-binding transcription repressor activity, RNA polymerase II-specific; zinc ion binding; RNA polymerase II transcription regulatory region sequence-specific DNA binding. Gene Ontology annotation, biological process: proteolysis; negative regulation of transcription by RNA polymerase II. The coding region runs from base 737 to 4285 and encodes 1182 amino acids.
UCCUCCUCCUCCAGCUCUCCCCUUUUUCUCGGUUGCUUUCUUAGGACUUGCCUUCGGACUGCCCGGGCAUUGGGAGAGAGGGGAGCGGGGAAGAGGAAACUUCGUAUCUGUCUGGUCUUCGCUCUCCUCGGAUACUUCAAACGCCGUCGCGGAAACCGCAGGCGCUUCUGGUCUCGAUUAGACGAGGGUCCUUCGCUGCCUUCGCCAGCGCUUUUUUCCUGCUGCUGAGAAAACCCCCUUCCCGGAUUUGCAAGCCCCUGGGGGAGCCUCUGACGGACCCAUCGCUUGUUGCAGCCAGAACGGAGUCCCUUGAUUUACACCCGUCACCCCAGUUACCCCAAAGCCUCAAAUCUUUUCCUUUCUCUGUCUUCCCGCGCGCCUUUUCUUCUCCCUUCCUCCCAACUUCUGAGCUCCCCUCCUUUCCAGUCCCCUCUUAAAUAACAGCCCCCCUCCAGCCAGCCCUUCCCACCAGCAAAGUGACCUACUUGACCUGUCCCCCCCCAUUUUAAAAAGUCAUUGCCUUCAGUUGCCCUCCCUCCUUCCAGAGGAGCAAUCUGUUUCCCCAUAUCCUCUGACGUGUCAGAAGAUAGCCCCCAUAUAGAAGAGCCCCUCCAGCAAACUCCAUCCCACCUCAAACCCCACCUCCAGCUCCUGCCACAGGUGAGAAGAGAAACCUGAGGAUUCCCCUACACCUUCCCAAUACACCUCCCCUCGCCCUAAGACACCACCUGCAAGGAUGGGAGCUAUUUGCCCACUGGCACUGGCACUUUGCCUUCUUGUGGGGUUUCUGUGCCCCUUCAACCCUGCCCAGGUGGAGGCGCAGUCGGUGUUGACCGACCAUGAAAUUGAGGAGUUCUUGAAAGGCUUCCUGGGAGAGGUUGAGGAGGAAGACACAGAAGGUCGGGAGGCUGAGAAAGUGGCCUUGGGUGAGGAGCUUCCUGAAAACCAAGGAAGGCUGGACCCUGCAGAAAGGGGCAAAGCCCCCACAGAACUGGAAGAAGUAACACAGGAGCCAGUGAGACAGAAGCCCAAGAAAGGGAAAAAGGAGAAAGCGCCCAAACCAACCAAGAAGCCUAAAGAGAGGUCUCCCAAGGGUCCUAAGAAGGAGAAGCCCCCCAAGCCCACCAAAAGGCCAAAGGAGAAGCGUCCAAAGGCAACCAAGAAACCUAAGGAGAAAUCUCCCAAAGCCACCAAGAAGCCAUCAGGGGGGAAGAGAACAGAGAAGCCUUCUCCUCCUGUCCAACCAUAUGAGGAAGAGGAGAGGUACCACUUCCCAGAAAGGCCAUUGAGCCCACCACCAGCCAGGGAGGAAGAUGGCUAUGGAGUGCCCGAUUCAUCCCGAUUUCACUCUCCCUAUGGGAGGGAAGAUGAACAUUCACGAGUGAAUGAAGAAGGCGGGGAAUCUCUUUUCCCACAUGAGCCAACAGAACCACGGUGGGAUGAGAAACAGGAUCCAACCAGGCAUCACACUGACUUCUAUGAACCCCCAACUGACCCACAAGAGCCUGGAAGAGAUCAUUGGAGCCACGAGAGCCGGCCAGAGACCCCUGGAAAGGUUGAGCCGCCCACGCUGGAUUACAACGAGCAGAUAGAGCGGGAAGACUACGAGGACUUUGAAUACGUCCGACGUCAGCACAAACCCAGCAAACCACCUAAGAAAAAGAAACCUGAGAGACCGAGGUUGGAGACGGAGGAGGAGGAGAAGCCAAUAGAGAAGCCUGAGGAAUCGCCAACCCCCCCUUUCGGGAGUCAUUACGAAGAUGGGCUAGAGCUGCCAGAUUAUGGAGAUGUGGAUUAUGGGCUUCCACCCCAGAAACCCAAACAAUUCCCCAGCAAAAAAGAGGAGGAAGAUGAGAUGGAGACGGAUGAAGAGAAACUCAGACCAAAGAAGCCGAAAAAGGGUGCCGGCAGCAGCAAGGAAGAGGAAGAGGACGGGGAUGCAGAGGAAGACAAAUGGACAGAGGAGAAAAGCAAAGAACGGAAAGGGAAGCCAAAGAAAACAGGAGGGAAAAAAUGGGAGACAGAUGAGGACGAGUGGACUCCAGAAGAAAAAAUAAAGUGCCCUCCCAUUGGGAUGGAAUCCCAUCGAAUUGAGGACGAUCAGAUUUUAUCUUCCUCCAUGCUGCGUCAUGGCUUAGCAGCCCACCGUGGUCGCCUUAACAUGCAGGCAGGGUCCAACGAGGAUGAUUUUUUUGACGGCGCUUGGUGUGCAGAGGAUGACAGCCGUGUACAGUGGAUUCAGGUGGACACCAGAAGAACCACCAAGUUCACAGGAGUCAUAACCCAGGGCCGUGAUUCUCUCAUCCACGAUGACUUCGUCACCACCUUCCACGUGGGCUUCAGCAAUGACAGCAUGAACUGGCUCAUAUACAGCAAUGGAUAUGAGGAAAUGCUUUUCUAUGGAAAUGUUGACAAGGACACACCAGUGAUGACUGAAUUUCCAGAGCCAAAGGUUGCCCGCUUCAUUCGCAUCUUCCCACUGACUUGGAAUGGUAGUCUUUGCAUGAGGCUGGAAGUUCUGGGCUGCCCUCUCUCAAGCAUCUACAGCUAUUACAGCCUGCAGAACGAAGUGAUGACAUCAGUAGACAACCUGGACUUCCGCCAUCACAACUACAAGGACAUGAGACAGCUUAUGAAGGUGGUGAAUGAAGAGUGUCCCACCAUCACCCGCAUCUACAACAUUGGCAAGAGUUCCCGAGGACUUAAGAUCUACGCCAUGGAGAUCUCUGACAAUCCAGGAGAGCAUGAGCUAGGAGAGCCAGAGUUCCGCUACACAGCGGGAAUCCAUGGCAAUGAGGUUCUGGGUCGGGAGCUGCUGCUCAUGUUGAUGCAGUUUAUGUGCAAGGAAUACAAGGAUGGGAACCCUCGUGUGAGGAACCUGGUGACGGAGACCCGCAUUCACCUCGUCCCCUCGCUCAACCCUGACGGCUAUGAGAUUGCCAGCCAAAUGGGCUCUGAGCUGGGGAACUGGGCCCUGGGGCACUGGAGUGAGGAAGGGUACAAUAUCUUUGAGAACUUCCCUGAUCUCAACAGCGUCCUCUGGGCUGCAGAAGAGAGGAAAUGGGUACCACACAAAGUCCCCAACCACCAUAUCCCCAUCCCUGAGCACUAUCUCGCAGAGGACACUGCAAUGGCAGUGGAGGUGAAAGCCAUCAUGGCCUGGAUGGAAAAGAACCCUUUUGUCCUUGGCGCCAACUUUCACGGUGGCGAGAAGCUCGUCUCCUAUCCCUAUGACAUGGCUCGCCCCGUCAACGAGAACGAAGUGGCGCCUCCAGUGCUGGAUGAUUAUGAAGAGGAGAACCCGGAAACCAGGGAGACUCCAGACCACGCCAUCUUCCGCUGGCUGGCCAUUUCCUAUGCUUCGGCCCACCUCAGCAUGACCGAUACCUUCCGGGGAGGUUGCCAUUCCCAGGAUAUGACCAACGGGAUGGGGAUCGUCAAUGGCGCCAAGUGGCACCCUCGGGUGGGCACCAUGAAUGAUUUCAGCUACCUCCACACCAACUGCCUGGAGCUGUCCAUCUACCCAGGGUGCGACAAGUUCCCCCAUGAAAGUGAAUUGCCGCAAGAGUGGGAAAACAACAAGGAAUCAUUGCUGACAUUCAUGGAACAGAUACAUCGGGGCCUUAAGGGGACAGUGACAGAUCAGCAGGGAGACCCCAUUGCAAAUGCCUCCAUCUCUGUUGUGGGGAUCAACCAUGACGUGCAAACAGCAAGCGGUGGGGACUACUGGCGCAUCCUGAACCCAGGCGAAUACCGCGUCACAGCCAGAGCGGAGGGCUACAACCCCAGCGUCAAAACCUGCAGCGUCUUUUACGACAUCGGAGCCACCCAGUGCAACUUCAUCCUGUCGCGGUCCAACUGGAAGCGCAUCCGAGAGAUCAUGGCCAUGAAUGGGAACAGGCCCCUUGGAAGACCUAUGCCGGGGGGGCGGCCCAUGACCCAAAGGGAGCGCCUGCGCUGGAGGAUGAGGAUGCGGCAGAGAGCUCGCCUGCGCCAGCAGAUGCGCAACCGCCUGCGCAACGCCGCCACGAGCGCUCCUCCCACGACGAUCCCAACCACAGAGGUCCCCUUCUUGUUCAGCAGCACCACGCUCCCGCCUUGGAGCCGAGAGCCACCCACUGCCGAAACUGCCACCACCUGGGAAACAGAGGUCUACACGGAAACUGUGACUGAGUGGGAGACAGUAGCCGAUGACAUAACAGAGAAGGAGACCUGGGAGGAGACCACGGGCACCGCUUUCCCCAUGACUACGGCAGAGACGUACACCGUGAACUUUGGCGAUUAG